Messenger RNA from Brassica oleracea var. oleracea, 1964 nucleotides. RefSeq names its product probable protein phosphatase 2C 12. The transcript has 10 exons. NCBI's taxonomy places the organism in Eukaryota, Viridiplantae, Streptophyta, Magnoliopsida, Brassicales, Brassicaceae. Gene Ontology annotation, biological process: protein dephosphorylation. Bases 310 to 1596 code for a protein of 428 amino acids. The record is from RefSeq and is a predicted model, not a curated record. Gene Ontology annotation, molecular function: protein serine/threonine phosphatase activity.
UUAAAUAGACAGAAAAGAAAGAGACACCUUCGUUUGCGCGUUUUCUGUAAAUCUCUCUCUCUCUCUCUCUCUCUCUCGGCUGUGUCCAUGGCAUUUCUGCAGAGCGCCUUGAUCCGUGAUUCUCGAUCGGAGGAAGAACAAGAAGCUUCAUCGCCGUCUCUCUCCGCGUAAUAUCCGUCGCCGAUUAUCGCAUCUCUGUUCGAUCCAAAUCGUCUUUUGUACGGUGGUAGAGAACUAGAGACAGCUAGCUAGAGGAAGGUUUUAGUGUGUGUGUGUUUUUUUAAUAAUUUAUUUAAGCUUUGGGAGACAAUGUCAACUAAAGGAGAGCAUCAUACAGUUCCACUUUCGGUUUUGCUAAAGCGUGAAUCUGCAAAUGAGAAGAUAGACAACCCUGAACUUGUACACGGCCAGUUUAACCAGAGCAAGAAAGGAGAGGAUUUCACUUUCGUUAAAACAGAGUGCCAACGGGUUACUGGAGAUGGCGUUACCACCUUCUCUGUCUUCGGGCUUUUUGAUGGACACAAUGGUUCUGCAGCAGCUAUCUACACUAAGGAGAACCUGCUGAACAAUGUACUAGCUGCAAUACCCUCUGACCUCAACAGAGAUGAGUGGGUUGCGGCACUUCCUAGAGCUUUGGUUGCUGGAUUUGUUAAAACUGAUAAAGAUUUCCAGGAAAGAGCAAGAACGUCUGGAACGACUGUAACGUUUGUCAUAGUAGAAGGAUGGGUGGUGAGUGUUGCGUCUGUAGGUGACUCUCGUUGCAUACUUGAGCCUGCGGAGGGUGGUGUCUAUUACUUAUCUGCUGAUCAUCGGCUUGAAAUAAACCAAGAAGAGCGAGAUCGCGUCACUGCAAGUGGUGGUGAAGUUGGUCGGCUAAAUACUGGUGGUGGAACUGAGAUUGGUCCUCUGAGAUGUUGGCCCGGUGGUCUCUGUCUCUCGAGAUCCAUUGGAGAUCUGGAUGUUGGCGAAUACAUUGUUCCAGUUCCUUAUGUGAAGCAAGUCAAGUUAUCUUCAGCUGGUGGUCGACUUAUCAUCUCAAGUGAUGGUGUGUGGGAUGCAAUUAGUGCAGAAGAGGCUCUUGAUUGUUGCCGGGGUUUGCCACCUGAAGCUUCCGCGGAACAUAUUGUUAAAGCAGCUGUGGGGAAAAAAGGUAUUCGUGAUGAUACAACAUGUAUUGUGGUUGAUAUAUUACCAUCAGAAAAACCAGCUGCUUCCGUGCCGCCUCCAAAAAAGCAAGGAAAGGGAAUGUUAAAGUCCAUGUUCAAAAGAAAAUCUUCAGACUCCUCUUCUAAUAUUGAGAAAGAGUAUGCAGAACCUGAUGUAGUUGAAGAGCUCUUUGAAGAGGGGUCUGCUAUGCUUUCAGAGAGAUUAGACACGAAGUAUCCACUUUGCAAUAUGUUUAAGUUGUUCAUGUGUGCUGUGUGUCAAGUAGAAGUGAAACCUGGAGAGGGUGUCUCGAUCCAUGCUGGAUCGGCUAAUUUCCCAAAGCUUCGUCCAUGGGAUGGUCCAUUCCUAUGCGCAAGUUGCCAAGAGAAGAAAGACGCAAUGGAAGGGAAACGAUCAUCGGGAGAUAGACAUAGCAGUGAGAGCGACUAGCCAACAGAUUCCACAACUUACAAUUUAUUUGGUCAAUCUACUAACAAAAACAGUAUUGUGAGGUAAUAUGGAGCGGCCUUAUGGAUCUUAUGGUUGUUAAUUUUCACCCAGAGAUAUGAGUUCGUUGAUCAACCCACCACCAUUCUCCAGCAAACUCCAAAGCAGUUUAUUUUUAAUUCUGAUAUGGCUCUCACUUCACACCCUCGUGAAAGUUCUUUUCUUUUCUUCUUUCAUUUGUGAUGCUUUGGUGUUUCAUGAGUAGAACUAACUGCCGAGAGAUGGUAGGUACAGAAAGAUAUGCGAGUCUGUGAAAUUAUUUCAUGUAUAAGACCAAUGAACAUAUUUCUGGAUAGAAGCAUCAUUUUCAU